AUGGGCCGCCUUCGCAACCUUUCCGAGAGCUUCAAGGCUGCGGCAUUCAGCAAUUCGACCCUCUCCAUCUCUUCGCUCUCCAAGGCCUCCUCCGGCCAGACCCAAAUCGUCGAUAAGGACUCACCGUCAUCGGCUCGUUACCAGGAAUUUCCGACGCCCUCCGAAACCCCUCGAACAACCCCCCGGACGGAGCGGGCUGCAUCCCGCCCUGUAUCCAUGGUGUACACACCUCCGUCGAUGGAGUUGGAAAGAGAAAAUCAUAUCGAGGAGUUGAGACCGGUGUUCAGCUUCCUCUCAAGUCACAGCAACAAGCUCUAUCAAGAAGGGUAUUUUCUCAAACUGAAUGAUCUUGACACUCAUGGAAGACCUAAUCCGGAUCGCAACUGGACCGAAUGCUUCGCUCAACUGGUCGGCACGGUACUUUCGCUUUGGGACGCCGCUGCUUUGGACGCGGCCGGCCAGGAUGGAGAAGUGGCUCCUACAUUUAUCAACCUGGCGGAUGCCUCCAUCAAGAUGAUCGAGACGCUCCCUACGCGAAAUCCCGAUGUCCAACCUUUACAGAAUGUACUCUCCAUAUCUACGGCGGGCAAGAAUCGGUAUUUGCUACAUUUUAACUCUCUCCACUCUCUCACGCAGUGGACGGCUGGCAUCAGACUCGCAAUGUUUGAACAUGCCUCACUCCAGGAACUGUACACUGGCUCUUUGAUUGCCGGCAAAGGGAAGUCUUUAAACAAUAUCCGGACGAUCAUGGAGCGUACCAAAUUCAAGACGGAAGACUGGGCGCGAGUUCGAUUUGGCGCUGGCACUCCAUGGAGGCGAUGCUGGUGUGUGAUAGAGCCUCCUGACGAGAAAGAAUGGCAAAAGUCCAACAAGUCCCUGAAGAAGAAAUCAGCGUACGACCGACCCGCCAUGCCGAAGGGAGUCAUCAAGUUCUAUGACACCAAGAAGACAAAAAAGGCCAUGCCUAUAGCGACCAUUACCGACGCAUAUUCAGCGUACGCUAUCUACCCCCAGUCUAAGCCGUUGAUCGACCAGUCUACCUUGGUCAAAGUUGAAGGCCGCAUCACAAUACAUUCUACACCAGAAUCCAAGACUGAAGGCUUUGUCUUCGUGAUGCCCGAGGUACAUCCUGCAGUGUCAGGUUUUGAAAUGAUGCUUCGGUGGCUUUUCCCUGUUUAUGACAUUUUCCACCUUUACGGCCGUCCCCAACGGCUAAUAGCCGACACAUGGGACACUCGAGGCCUCAUGUUUGCGAUGCCGCGGGAGCGGAGAUACGGCUAUCUGGACAUUAUUGACGUUGCCGCGCUUGUCCAUUCUCAGGGAAGCGAAAAAUGGAGCGAACGUGAAUGGCGGAGACAGUUGAAAGAGGCAACUUCUAAGCGAAUGUCUAUGACCGCACAGGGACGUUCGAGUGGCACUUUCGAGAAUAGGCGCCCGAACCGAGUAUUUUCGGAAUCCAGGCAAGGCGUGCAUUACGACGAUGCUGAUUCAGUACGUUCGUCGCCUUUUUCGCGACAUCAGCACAAUCAAUCAACCGAUGCAGUGUUUGCUUCUCCAAAGAAAGUUGUCACUGCUCCAGCAAACACGGCCUAUCUCUCUCCAGGACAAAACCACCAUUCAAGGUCUGUAUCAGAAUCCGUGGCGUACAUGUCACCGACCCAGAAUCGUCGCCAGCACGACCAUUAUCAUCCUUCCAGGUUGUCCACUGAAUACACCGAUAUGGAGCCUAUUCAGCCUCCCCCGGCUCCUCCUGCUCAUCGAAAUCCAUUCAAGAAUAACAUUAUUCAUAGCGAAGCAGAAACAUCAGACAGCCGCUACAGCUCGGAUAGCGACGGACAAGGUCCACGGACUCAACCGGAAGAUAUUCAACGAGAUGUAGGCGAAACAGCACCACCUGCGCCGGUGGUGGCUCCUCCAAAUAUGCAGCAUCAACACAGUGACGUCCCGCAGAGGCGACCCGAUGCUCGACCGGACUUGAGACGUGAGAAAAGUCGAAUGUCGAAUGGAACCUUGUCUCAGAUUGUUGAUGUGAAUAAACUCGCGAACAGUGGGGCGGCGGGGCAUGCAGCGUUGGUGGCGUGGAAUAAUGGCCGAGAAGGCGAGAAUCAGGGGCUUCGAGGGGUAAAUGAGACCCCUCGCGACGAAGAAAUAUCUGCUAAUCAACCUGUUUCUCAAGAAGUGGUAGCAGAAGGUGCUUAUACGCAAAACCCUGCUGAUGUCAGACCAGAACAUCCCCGGAUGCCCUCUGUACAGUCAACGGCCACCAAACCGAUCCAUCGAAAGCCUGUCCCGACAACCACAUCAACCCUGUUAACACCAUCCAACCGUCUGCAAUCGCCCGACAGGAUGUCCAGACACUCAGCCUCCAGUUAUGACAGCACCCCGAGUAGUUCACCGGACUAUGACAGUCUUCCCGAGGACGAUGAUCGUCCUGUAUUUCACAGAAAAACCAGGACAGGCGUCUUGAAGACAGUCGGAGAUCCUCAACUGUCCAGUGGCGGCCAACAAGACUCGGCCAAAAUCGACAUACCGGUCGUUGACUUUGGCAUGACGUUUACCCCUAGCUUGACCCCGGGACACAGUCGUCCUCCGACGGCUUCUGGAAUCACCGGACGGCAGUCGCCGUUUGAUCAGCCAUUGACCGCUCCCGCAACGCCUUUGACCAGAUCUCCUCAAGAAGAGCGAGCCUCUCCGGGAAAUCUUAGCCCUGGCGACGGGCAGAGGUCACCGUUGGUUGAGAGAAACAGCCCCAAGGGCGCUCACUCGCGCUCAUCUAGCUAUGCUUGGCAUCCCGGAACGACCCUGGAGAGGCACAAUUCAGUAGGAGGCUUGACAGCUGAGGAGUUCGUCCAGCAACGCGCCGUCGCUGCUAGGGUUCCACAAGGAUAUGUCCCUCACCGGAGUGUUUCCUACAGUAAGGUCGAGCAGUCUCCAAACAAAUUGCAGAAAAAACGAGAUUCAAUGCUUCGACCCAGCUCGAGGCAUUCGUUAUUGAUCGAUCCAUCAUCACAUUUAUCAGCCCGAGAACAGGAGCAUGUUGCCAAAAUGACUGGUGGCCCGUUGAUUCAGGUGGUUGACCGGAGUAAGACGCCAGACCCAUCUGUCGGGCUGAUAGGGGCGAUCGAAGCACGAGAGCAAGAAAAGAGAAACAUAAAGGACGGGGUUGCCGGUCAUAUGGUUCAAGAGGCCAUCGCGCAAAGGCAGGCGGCAGAGCGCACCUACGGAAUGCAGUCGCAUGCCAGCUACAACUCGCCUGUUGACGUCAGACAAAGUGGGCAAUGGGCCGGCUCUCAAGGACCUCUGUACUGGGGUGGUACCGUGCCGCAACAGCCGCAACACGCCUGGUCGAACCAGUCGGCGUGGCAGUAUCAGCAACAGGCUCAGGCUCAGGCACAGCAGAUACAACAGAUGCAGCACCAGCAGCCUUAUCAGAUGUAUAAUGCGAGAUCUAGUGGGCAUUAUGUGUUACCUGGUGGUUAUGGCUCCCGGUCAUAA
Messenger RNA from Fonsecaea pedrosoi CBS 271.37, 3495 nucleotides. RefSeq lists its product as uncharacterized. The record is from RefSeq and is a predicted model, not a curated record. NCBI's taxonomy places the organism in Eukaryota, Fungi, Ascomycota, Eurotiomycetes, Chaetothyriales, Herpotrichiellaceae. The coding region runs from base 1 to 3495 and encodes 1164 amino acids. The transcript is spliced from 5 exons.